Messenger RNA from Candoia aspera, 957 nucleotides. It is a transcript of the gene HACD2, whose product is annotated as 3-hydroxyacyl-CoA dehydratase 2. The record is from RefSeq and is a predicted model, not a curated record. Gene Ontology annotation, biological process: very long-chain fatty acid biosynthetic process; sphingolipid biosynthetic process; fatty acid elongation. NCBI's taxonomy places the organism in Eukaryota, Metazoa, Chordata, Lepidosauria, Squamata, Candoiidae. Gene Ontology annotation, cellular component: endoplasmic reticulum membrane. The transcript is spliced from 7 exons. Gene Ontology annotation, molecular function: 3-hydroxyacyl-CoA dehydratase activity. Bases 45 to 806 code for a protein of 253 amino acids.
CAGCUCGCGCCCUCCUUGCGCGGGGAAGCAGGUGAAGCGGAGCUAUGGCGACCUCCGGGAGCUGCAGUGGGAGCGGCCGCCAGCCAGAGAGCCGCUCCGGGAGCAGGAGCCCGCAGGCCGGCGGCCGGCGGCGGAAAGGCCCUGGCGCCUUAGCGACGGCCUAUCUGGUCAUCUACAACGUGGUUAUGACAGCUGGGUGGCUUGUUAUAGCAGUUGGUUUAGUUAGAGCAUACCUUGCAAAGGGUAGCUACCACAAUCUCUAUCAUUCAAUAGAGAAGCCUUUGAAAUUCUUCCAGACUGGAGCUUUGCUUGAGAUCCUGCACUGCGCAAUAGGGAUUGUUCCUUCUUCUGUUGUCCUGACUGCUUUCCAAAUCAUGUCAAGAGUUUUUCUGACAUGGGCUAUAACCCACAGUGUAAAAGAGGUGCAAAGCGAAGAUAGCAUCCUCCUUUUUGUGGUUGCCUGGACGAUCACCGAGAUCAUCCGUUACUCUUUCUACACCUUUAGUUUACUAAACCACCUUCCUUAUCUUAUCAAGUGGGCCAGGUAUACUUUGUUCAUCAUACUAUAUCCAAUGGGAGUUACUGGAGAAUUGCUCACAAUAUAUGCUGCUCUGCCCUUUGUCAGGAGAUCUGGUUUAUUUUCUAUUAGUUUACCAAACAAAUACAAUUUCUCAUUUGAUUAUUACACAUUCCUGAUCCUGGUUAUGGUAUCUUAUAUUCCAAUCUUCCCUCAACUGUAUUUUCACAUGCUACAUCAAAGAAGAAAAAUACUUUCUGUUACCGAAGAACACAAGAAAUCUGAGUAACUCCAACUUCUAUUUAGAGCUAUACACACAUACGUGUGCAAACAGAAACCUACCAAAACAUGUAUACUCAAUCCAAGUUAAUAAAUAAUACAGAGUAUUAUUUUGAGAAAGUCAAAAUAAAUAAGUGAUCAACUGCUAAAAGAUUACUAAA